Molecule: messenger RNA, 1275 nt
Organism: Phaeoacremonium minimum UCRPA7
Lineage: Eukaryota; Fungi; Ascomycota; Sordariomycetes; Togniniales; Togniniaceae
Product: putative 1-acyl-sn-glycerol-3-phosphate acyltransferase 2 protein
Exons: 4
Coding region: 1-1275 (424 amino acids)
Cellular component (GO): endomembrane system
Molecular function (GO): acyltransferase activity
Source: RefSeq, a predicted model, not a curated record
AUGACUGCCGAUCUCCGCCACCGCCGGCCGCAACCCCCGGACGACGAUGAUGUCCCCGCUCCGAGCCUCACCGCCGGCGCUGCCCCAGCUGCCGACCCAACCAUCGCCCAUCCCUCCGGCAAGAGGAAGAAGGGUCGCUGGACCCAGCUCCUCAGACAGCUCACCUUUGCUACCUACUUCAUCGGCAGCUGUGUCACCAUCGCCGUGACCCAGUACCUCGGCGCACCCCUCUACUGGAUCAACAGAGACCUGUACUAUGCCUACAUGGCUCUGACAAAGCAGUCCUUUGGCCUGGUCAUCACCACCAUGACCAAGUGGUGGGGGCCUACCACCAUCCGCAUCAGCGGUGACGCUUCCGUUGCAGACCAGAUCAGGCAGACCGCCGACGGCCGCGUCGAGUUCGACUUUCCCCAGCGCAUGGUCAUGAUUGCGAACCAUCAGAUCUACACAGAUUGGCUAUAUCUUUGGUGGGUGGGCUAUGCCAACAACCCCCAGAUGCACGGCUAUAUCUACAUCAUCCUCAAAGAGUCUCUGAAAUGGAUCCCCGUCAUGGGACCCGGCAUGAUGUUCUACGGCUUCAUCUUCAUGUCGCGCAAGAUGGCCGUCGAUCAGCCCCGCAUGGCCCACCGCCUCGGCAAGCUCAAGAUGCAGCACACGGCCCCUGACGGCCGCAAGUACCUCAACCCCAUGUGGCUUCUCCUCUUUCCCGAAGGCACCAACCUCUCCAACAACGGCAGGGCCAAGUCUGCCAAAUGGGCCGAGAAGACCGGGCUCAAGGACCCGGAGCACGUGCUGUUGCCACGCAGCACCGGCAUGUACUUUUGUCUCAACGAGCUCAAGGGUACCGUGGACUACGUCUAUGACUGCACUGUUGCCUACGAAGGCAUCCCCCGCGGUGGAUUCGGCGAGGAGCUCUUCACCCUCAGCGGCACUUAUUUCAGGGGACAGCCUCCAAAAUCUGUCAACUUUUACUGGCGCCGCUUCCGCGUGGCAGAUAUCCCGCUCGAGAACAGCGAGAAAUUCGAGCUGUGGCUGCGGGACCGAUGGUAUGAGAAGGACAGGCUCAUGGAAGAAUACAUGUCGACAGGUCGCUUCCCCUCUUCUCCAGUCAAGUCAGACAAGGUCGAGCAGAAGGCUGUUUCCCACAUCGAGACAGAGGUGCGGACAAAGUAUUGGUGGGAGUUCAUUCAGAUUUUCGUUGUGCUGGGCGUCUUUGGCCUUGCGAGCAACAUCCUGGCCAAGAUGUGGUACCGCGUGACCCACAUCUUUGCAUGA